This is a messenger RNA of Perca flavescens (yellow perch), 4264 nucleotides long. Its product is annotated as potassium/sodium hyperpolarization-activated cyclic nucleotide-gated channel 2. The record is from RefSeq and is a predicted model, not a curated record. The coding region runs from base 230 to 3121 and encodes 963 amino acids. Gene Ontology annotation, cellular component: axon; HCN channel complex; membrane. Gene Ontology annotation, molecular function: voltage-gated potassium channel activity. Gene Ontology annotation, biological process: potassium ion transmembrane transport; regulation of membrane depolarization; sodium ion transmembrane transport. Lineage: Eukaryota; Metazoa; Chordata; Actinopteri; Perciformes; Percidae. The transcript has 8 exons.
CUCAAACAAGGAGCCCUGCCACACGCACACAGAGGACGCUCCUGCCGCUCCACGGCCCACUGCUGCCUCCAGACCUACCGAGACCCAGACACCUUGUCCGGGCGAUGCUGCCCAUCGCGGCGAGACCAGCAGAGCAUCUGGGGCGGAGGCGUCAGCGUCAGCGGUCGCGGUAGAGGUUUUAAACGCGACAGCGGGUGAUGGUCGCAAAAGCGUCGCUCCAAUUUCCAGCAUGAAAUGCAACAAAAACGGAGAAUGCAGGAGGGACUCGGGUACCGGGAGCCUGCGCUCAAUCAUCUCCAAGCAGGAGAAGCAGACAGGAGGGUCGGGGAGGGCCGAGGACGGAGGGAGCACCAAGCGAGGAGCACGUAACUCGACCACCGCCAGCAUGGACGGCUCGAUCACACCAGGCGGGUCCAUGUCCGGGGGGCACGGAGGAGAGAGCGCAAACCCCGGCACUACCCCCGUGUCAAGCGGUGUCCCCGAGAAAAAGGACUCCAGGGUGUCCUUCUCUAACGCACCAAGCCGGAAAGCCUCGUCUUCGCUGCACGGCCCGACUCAGACUCAGACCCAGCAGCCCAGGAACUCUGUCACUUUCCUGAAGUCGGAGGAUGGACCGCCAAUUGUGCCGGCCGAGGAUGCGGAGCCUCGGGGCAGCCAAACAACCUUCAUGCAGCGGCAGUUUAGUAAUAUGCUGCAGCCCGGAGUUAACAAAUUCUCCUUACGCAUGUAUGGUAGUCAAAAAGCAGUUGAGAGAGAGCAGGAGAGGGUAAAAUCAGCUGGAAAUUGGAUUAUCCACCCUUACAGCGAUUUCAGGUUCUACUGGGAUUUCACAAUGCUACUCUUUAUGGUGGGCAACCUGAUCAUCAUCCCCGUGGGCAUCACCUUCUUUAAGGAGGAGACCACUACGCCCUGGAUCAUCUUCAACGUGGUCUCCGACACCUUCUUCCUCAUGGACCUGGUGCUCAACUUUCGCACUGGAAUCAUCAUUGAGGACAACUCAGACAUCAUUUUGGACCCUAAAACCAUUAAGAAAAAGUACUUAAAAACUUGGUUCAUUGUGGACUUUGUCUCCUCCAUCCCAGUGGAUUACAUAUUCCUCAUAGUGGAGAAAGGGAUCGAUUCGGAGGUGUACAAGACUGCUCGGGCCCUGCGGAUUGUCCGCUUUACCAAGAUCCUAAGUCUUCUGAGGCUGUUGAGGCUCUCCAGAUUAAUACGCUACAUUCACCAAUGGGAAGAGAUCUUCCAUAUGACCUAUGACCUGGCUAGUGCAGUGAUGCGGAUCUUUAACCUGAUUGGUAUGAUGCUGCUGCUGUGUCACUGGGACGGCUGCCUACAGUUCCUGGUUCCCAUGCUGCAGGACUUCCCCUCAGACUGCUGGGUGUCCCUCAACAAGAUGGAGAAUGAUACUUGGUCAGAGCUGUACUCCUUUGCCGUAUUCAAAGCAAUGAGCCACAUGCUGUGCAUAGGUUAUGGCCGGCAGGCCCCGGAGAGUCUCUCAGAUAUCUGGCUCACCAUGCUGAGUAUGAUUGUAGGAGCCACUUGCUAUGCUGUCUUUAUUGGCCAUGCAACAGCUCUUAUCCAGUCCCUGGACUCCUCCAGACGGCAGUAUCAGGAAAAGUACAAACAAGUGGAGCAGUAUAUGUCCUUCCACAAGCUGCCGUCUGACUUCCGACAGAAAAUCCAUGACUACUAUGAGCACAGAUACCAAGGCAAGAUGUUUGAUGAGGAGAGCAUCUUGGGAGAACUCAGCGAGCCCCUCAGAGAGGAAAUUGUAAACUUCAACUGUCGCAAGCUGGUGGCAUCCAUGCCGCUGUUUGCCAACGCAGAGCCAAACUUUGUGACGGCCAUGUUGACCAAGCUGCGUUUUGAGGUAUUCCAGCCGCAUGAUUACAUUAUAAGGGAAGGCACCAUUGGUAAGAAAAUGUACUUCAUUCAGCACGGAGUCUGCAGCGUCAUCACUAAGGGCACUCUGGCAAUGAAGCUUUCUGACGGCUCUUAUUUUGGAGAGAUCUGUUUAUUGACGAGGGGUCGGCGAACAGCCAGCGUUCGAGCAGAGACUUACUGUCGACUCUACUCUCUGUCUGUUGACCAUUUCAAUGAGGUGCUGGAAGAAUAUCCCAUGAUGAGACGCGCCUUCGAGACUGUUGCCAUCGACCGUCUAGACCGUAUUGGUAAAAAGAACUCCAUCCUGUUGCACAAGGUUCAGCAUGAUCUCAACUCUGGUGUCUUCAACAACCAGGAGAACGAGAUGAUCCAAGAGAUUGUCAAGUACGACCGUGAGAUGGUGAAGCUGGUGGACCUACAGCGGCCGCGGGCCAUGUCAAUGACCCCUUCCAUCGGCGGUAUCUUUGCUCCCCCCGGCCAGCCGCAGUCAGGCUCUGCUAUCGCCACUCUUCAGCAGGCUGUGGCCAUGAGCUUUUGUCCUCAAAUGGCGAGUCCCCUGGUGGGUCCAGGGACUCUGCAGUCUCCUCGUAUGGUGCGAAGGUUCCACGUGAUGCAGAGCCUGGCCAGCCCAGUCUCCAUGUCUCCUCUUCAGUCUCAACCCCCUCAGGCGUUCGGAGGGGCGUUUGGAUCUGCAAUCUCCAGCCCGCCUGUCCAAAGCCCGCUUGCAGCUUCUGGACGGACUUUCCAAUACAUGGCGAACGCAGGACCCUCUGGUUCCCAGUUGUCCCUAGUACAGCACCAUGCACCCAGCCCCACACAGACCCAGCAGAGGCCUGCCUCACACAAGAGCACCCACUCCCUUCAUACGGGUAGCUUGAGCCAGGAUACCCGGGCCCUGUCUGCCUCUCAGCUUUCACUCCCCCAGGAGGGAACACCACAAGCUGCCUCUGCAGCCCCCAGCCCCCCACCAUCCACCCGCACAUCCAACAACUCCAUCGGCCCCCCUCAGCCCUCUCACCCCAGCCAGCCAGGGCCCUCGGGGGUUGGGAGAUCGGUAGGAGCUCAACAAAGGGUGGCCUUUGCCUCCACACCCCCUCCCGGCGGACAUGCUGGAAUGGGGGCAGUAGCAGCAGCUGCUGGAUCAGGACCUCCAGACUCUGGAGUUCCCAAGAAAGAUUCAAUUGUCAGCCUUCCAGAGCUAGACUCUGCCAGAUCCCGGCUGUCUUCCAACUUGUGACCCUGGUAGAGUUCAGGAAAGAGGCCUUUUUUGUAGGAGAAUCUGUUUGUUUUGGGUCAGUAAAGCUGAUCUGUCAGCCUGCAAAAUGACCAAUCAGCUACCGCCAGGGCCACCAGUCAUUCGACCUGGAUGCACUGUGUGCUGGUCUCAGCAGAAGGAAAAGAGCAACUCAAAAUCUUGAGACACUUUGGCUAGGAGGAGUCUAUACAAUUAAACUAGUAUAACUUAAGGUUGAACUGGUCUACUGUGCCAGCACCUUUAGUCUUAGUAUCACCCCUUACACUCUGCUUCCAAACACCUACUGUAUAUCGCUGUCUUUACUGUAAAGAUCUGAAGAAAAGUAUGAUUUGUGUAACUAUUGCAUACUGUGUAGAAUCCAUGCAAUGCAAUCUAGCAGGAGCUGGAUUUAAAAAUGAAAAUCAGGGACUUGAGGUCAAAUGACAAUGACAUUUUAAGCGUUCAAAAAGUGUUUUGAGUGUAAUUUUUUCCGUAUAAGCUGUCGUAGCAAAAGAACACAUUGCUCUUCAUAUUGUUUAAAAUAGUAGUAAAAAUAGUGUUUUAGACCGCUGGUCGAUCUUACAUCGAUGUGUAAAUAGUUGAUGAAAAAAGUACGGAGGGAUAUUAUAUUCAUUGUAUCUACCCAAACCAAAGUUGAGCUUGAACACAAAGUGUGGUUGUGUCUGUAUCAACUAAAAAAGAAACAUAGAAGAAAAUGCCAUUUAUUUAACUGCCUUGAUUCAACGUUAGAAGCCAUAUGUUUGGUUUGUGUGUAUGUAUAUAUGUGGGUGUAAGUUUGUGUGCGUGAGUUUGUUGGUACGUUUUGGUUUAUUUUCAGAGAAUGGACUCACACACACUCAACACUUGCUUUGUCAAGCGUGAUUGGUUUGACAUGCUGACAGUGGCACUGACCUGUUUUCAUGAAACAUCUGGGAGGCGGUCAGCUGUUUGGUCAGCGCACUGAUUGUAACGCUGAAGGCAAAGGUGGUUAAAUAGUCUGAGCUUUAUUGAAAGGAAACAUUUGUGAACAACCCAUACUGUAUACUUGCUUGUUUUUGUCUAGGUUUAUUGAUUAACACAUGCAAUAUAAUUCUGCAAUACUCUACCCCGCCUAUAUAUAAAUAUAUAUGAAUAUAAAUAUCUAUA